AUGUCUUACCACCAACAAUCGCAAUCCCGCUAUGGGCAGUGCGACUCGUACUUCGUUGAAUCACACGAUGAUGGCGUCUACGCUCUCCGUGCUGAGGCUAGGGAGCGCCAAAAGGCUCUUGCAAGGAUGCAACAACGGGCUCUCGCUGAGGAGUUGUCGAGGUUGACCGCCGAUGAAUACCAAGAGGAUGUUGUUGAUCAUAUGAUUCACAUGGAGUCACAAACCCUGCCAGACGUCAACUCCAUUGAUAUUCAGACAGAGAUUCAGUGGUUCAUGCGUCCAUAUCUUCUCGACUUCCUUGUUGAAGCACAUGCUGCUUUCCAAUUGCUUCCCGAAACCUUAUUCCUUGCUGUCAACCUUCUCGACCGUUACUGUUCACGACGCGUCGUCUACAAGCGACACUACCAGCUUGUUGGGUGCGCCGCCCUACUGAUUGCCGCUAAGUACGGUGAUAAGAAAGACAGAGUUCCUACCGUGCGGGAAUUGAAGUCCAUGUGCUGCUCACUCUACGAGGAUGAGAUGUUUACCCAGAUGGAAUGGCAUGUGCUCCAGACUCUUAACUGGGCAGUUGGACACCCCACGGUAGACGCAUUCCUGCAGAUCGCCCUUUCCGAAGCUCCUUACGACGCAGAAGUCGAGCACAUGACUCUCUAUAUCGCGGAAAUCGCCCUCUUCCACAAGGAAUUUGUCUCCACCCGUCCUUCGGUGCUCGCUAGAUCCGCUCUUGCUCUCGCCAGAUGUGUUCUCUCCAGGCCCCAGUCACGAACAUCCGAGUGGGCUGGUGCCUACGAUGCCCAGACAGUGAUUGGCCUGUCGAACCAUCUGUACCAACCGUCACCUGUUCUGUCCCGUAAAUACGGCUCGCUGCAUCUUUCGAAUGUUUCCGCUACUGUCGACGAGUUCCUUCAACGUCAAGCCCAGAUCGCACGACGGGACGCAGCACCCCCAACGCCGCCGCCGACGAUCACUAUCGAGGAUGCAAAGCCUAUCGCCGGUCUCUACGGACCACAGACUCCCCAGAAGACUCCUUAUGGUGCCAUGAUGCACAACGGGUGCCUCACUCCUCCUAUCACGCCUGAGACUGAACAAUUUGGACAUGUCAACGUGGUCAAGUCGCAGCCUGUGCCAAUGUACCCAUCAACGCCCACCUCGGAUCACGCUUCAAACAUGCAACACCAAAGCCAAUACUACCACAGCACAUACCUGCACCCUCACCAAAUGUAA
Messenger RNA from Dothidotthia symphoricarpi CBS 119687, 1224 nucleotides. RefSeq names its product G1/S-specific cyclin CLN2. Gene Ontology annotation, molecular function: cyclin-dependent protein serine/threonine kinase regulator activity. Gene Ontology annotation, cellular component: centrosome; nucleus; cytoplasm. The record is from RefSeq and is a predicted model, not a curated record. NCBI's taxonomy places the organism in Eukaryota, Fungi, Ascomycota, Dothideomycetes, Pleosporales, Dothidotthiaceae. The transcript is spliced from 2 exons. The coding region runs from base 1 to 1224 and encodes 407 amino acids. Gene Ontology annotation, biological process: regulation of cyclin-dependent protein serine/threonine kinase activity; mitotic cell cycle phase transition.